AUCAUUCAACAGACGCGUAGCGUUUCCCUUAUAAUUUGACUUGAGAUAAAUUUUAUAUGCAGACUAAAAACCCGAGGGAGUACAUCUUUUGCGAUGCCGGCCACCUUGUUUGAACUUUUGCCUCUCUUUUUCCCGCUAAAAUAUGUGUGAGGAUAUCUGUACGCUUCGUUUUUUCAGUUGAACUGCUCCCGGUCCUGUCCUGUACUCCCGUUCCGGUAUCGGUGAAUGCAGAGCAGUUAGAAAAGCAAAUUCCAGCAAACUAAAGCAACCACUCCUGCAAACCCAACCACACUCAACUUGUUCACCAUCAAGCUCUUCGAUCAAUCAUUCUUCCAACUAUUCCAUUACCUCUGUACCCGAUCUGCAUGGUGCCUGCUUGCAUAUAUGCUGCAUUGCGGCAUGGCAUCUACGCAACAAGCAAUCUUCAUCUCCAUCUCAAUCUCCCAAACAAGCAGGACGUACCUAGCAGCUAGCCAUCCUAGCCAGCAUGAGCAGCACCAACGAGGCCACCGUCAUCCACAUGGACGACACCACCGGCAAGGCACCGGUCACGUCUGCACCACCGCCAGCUGCCGCAGCCGCGCCGGUGCAGCAGCAGCAGCGCAAGUCCGGCGGCGGCGUGCCGUUCAUCCUGCGCAGCGGCGCCGAGGGCUUCCGUCGCUGCAUGGCCUUCGUGGACCUGCUGCUCAGGGUGGUGGCCUUCGGGCCCACGCUCGCGGCGGCCAUCUCCACGGGCACCUCCGACGAGACGCUCUCCGUCUUCACCGAGUUCUUCCAGUUCCGUGCCAGGUUCGACGACUUCCCGGCCUUCACCUUCUUCAUGGUCGCCAACGCCGUCGCCGCGGGGUACCUUGUGCUGUCCCUCCCCUUCUCCAUCGUCGGGAUCAUCCGGCCCAAGGCGACCGGCGUCAGGCUGCUGCUGCUCGUCUGCGACACGGUGAUGGUGGUGCUGGUGACGGCUGCUGCGUCUGCGGCGGCGGCCAUCGUGUACGUGGCGCACGAAGGGAGCCGCCGCGCCAACUGGGUGCCCAUCUGCAUGCAGUUCCACGGCUUCUGCCAGCGCACCAGCGGCGCCGUCGUCGCCUCCUUCCUCGCCGUCCUCGUCUUCAUCGUCCUCGUCCUCCUCUCCGCCUGCGCGAUCCGCAGACAACGCUAGGCUGCCUACGUGCCAUCGCCGACCGAGGUCGAUCGCUCGAGACGCUUUCGAAACAAUUCUGGUCUUGAUUGCCCUUUCUCUACUUUACUUUGAUUUGGUCGUGCUCAUGAGUGAACUGCGUCGUUUCAUAUACUCCAGUGUCCUCUGGUGUAAGGUGUUCGUCAAUCAAUUGUUCGUCGAUCACUGUGCAAUGUAACUACUAUACAAGUGUAUCAAUCAAUUUCAACAUUUCCGACCUGUCUCCAA
Molecule: messenger RNA, 1402 nt
Organism: Hordeum vulgare subsp. vulgare (domesticated barley)
Lineage: Eukaryota; Viridiplantae; Streptophyta; Magnoliopsida; Poales; Poaceae
Product: casparian strip membrane protein 2-like
Exons: 1
Coding region: 488-1156 (222 amino acids)
Source: RefSeq, a predicted model, not a curated record